AUGGAAGCUGCGAUUCAAACCAGAGGAAUUCUCUCUCUACCCGCCAAACCAAUCGGAGCGAGAAGCCUUCUUCAGCCAUCCCACGGCUUAAAGCAGAGACUUUUCGCCUCGAAGCCAAGAAAUCUGCCUGGGUUGUCGCUUUCCUUUAACGGGCACAAGAAAUUUCAAGCCUUUGAGCCAACCCUUCACGGGAUUUCGAUUUCCCACAAGGAAAGAAGCACCGAGUUCUUAUGCAAGGCGGAGGCAUCGGCCGCCGGCGACGGAGCUGUGUUCGACGAAGGCGACUCGGCAGCAGUUGUAGUGUCGCCCAAGAUCUUCGGUGUGGAGGUUACGACCUUGAAAAAGAUUAUCCCUUUAGGGUUAAUGUUCUUCUGCAUUCUGUUCAAUUACACGAUCCUGAGGGACACGAAGGACGUCUUGGUGGUGACGGCGAAAGGAAGCUCUGCUGAGAUUAUACCUUUCUUGAAGACAUGGGUCAAUCUUCCUAUGGCCAUUGGGUUCAUGCUCCUCUACACCAAACUCUCCAAUGUUCUCUCCAAAAAGGCUCUUUUUUACACCGUUAUUAUCCCAUUCAUCGUCUACUUUGGGGCCUUCGGUUUCGUCAUGUAUCCUCUCAGCAACUUGAUUCACCCGGAAGCUCUUGCAGACAAGCUUCUUGCCACUCUCGGCCCAAGGUUCAUGGGUCCUCUUGCAAUCUUGCGGAUUUGGAGUUUCUGUUUGUUUUAUGUCAUGGCCGAGCUUUGGGGUAGUGUGGUGAUUUCAGUUCUCUUCUGGGGCUUUGCUAAUCAGAUCACAACUGUUGAUGAAGCCAAGAAAUUCUAUCCUUUGUUUGGACUCGGAGCCAAUGUAGCGCUGAUCUUCUCAGGAAGAACCGUGAAAUACUUCUCUAACUUGAGACAGAAUCUUGGUCCUGGAGUCGACGGCUGGGCAGUUUCAUUGAAAGCCAUGAUGAGCAUUGUGGUGGGAAUGGGACUUGCCAUCUGUUUCCUCUACUGUAUAAACCUUGUGGAAGUCACAUGGAAAUCAAAGCUUAAAGCUCAGUUCCCUAGCCCGAACGAGUACUCGGCAUUUAUGGGAGACUUCUCAACCUGCACGGGUAUUGCAACAUUCACAAUGAUGCUUCUCAGUCAAUACGUGUUCGAGAAGUAUGGUUGGGGAGUAGCUGCAAAGAUCACCCCAACUGUUCUGCUGUUGACCGGUGUUGCCUUCUUCUCUCUGAUAUUGUUUGGCGGCCCGUUCGCACCACUCGUUGCCAAGCUUGGGAUGACACCGCUACUCGCAGCUGUCUAUGUGGGUGCCCUCCAGAACAUCUUCAGUAAGAGCGCCAAGUACAGCUUGUUCGAUCCUUGCAAAGAAAUGGCCUAUAUCCCCUUGGACGAGGACACCAAGGUCAAAGGCAAAGCUGCGAUUGAUGUGGUUUGCAACCCGUUGGGGAAAUCAGGCGGAGCUCUAAUACAGCAGUUCAUGAUCUUAUCCUUUGGGUCGCUCGCGAAUUCGACGCCUUACCUAGGAGCGAUCUUGCUGGUCAUCGUCACUGCGUGGUUAGCUGCAGCUAAGUCGCUGGAGGGACAGUUCAACGCUUUGCGGUCUGAAGAAGAGCUCGAGAAGGAACUGGAGAGAGCCUCGUCGGUCAAGAUCCCUGUUGUGUCAGAAGACGAAGGCGGUAACGGUUCACUAGGAGAAUCUUCUAGCAGUUCGCCGGAGAAAUCUGCUCCCACCAACAUAUAG
This is a messenger RNA of Thlaspi arvense, 1728 nucleotides long. The record is from the annotation of a GenBank genome assembly. NCBI's taxonomy places the organism in Eukaryota, Viridiplantae, Streptophyta, Magnoliopsida, Brassicales, Brassicaceae.